UCGUUGUUUAAAUGCUCUCUAAAUGUUUGCAUUUUCUAUUGUUUGGUGUGUAACGACGACAACUCUGGACAAAAUAGUGAUUAUAUUUUCCAUUCAGAAGUUAUUUGUAAACGAUGAAAACUUUCAAUUUAUGGUUUCCAUUUCAAACAACAAUAAUUUAGAUCAGAAUAGACAUGUAUUAGACUAAAUGGUUUGAAAGUUAGUCAUGCCAGGUUUAGAAGAAAGUAUUUUACACGAUAGCAGUUCACCCACAGAGAGCCUCAUGUCCGAUGGAAUUGUCUCUGAGCAAGUGAAAAAAUUUUUAUUCACCUCUCGUAAAACUCAGGAUAACGUAGAGUGUAACGAAAGCUUAGAGAUUUACAUCCCAGAGUUACUUCAAGCUAGUUAUAGUUUUUAUACGUGGCCUUCUGCACCUGUGCUUGCUUGGUUCCUUUGGGAACAUAAAGAAGAACUAAUUGGAAAAAGAGUUUUAGAACUUGGAUCUGGUACAGCGCUUCCUGGGAUUUUAGCUAGUAAAUGCGGCGCUAUAGUAACUUUAAGUGAUUCCGCUAGUCUUCCCAGGAGUCUGCAACAUAUAAGAAGAAGUUGCGAACUGAAUGGAAUUUUAUCUCAAGUACAAAUUGUUGGUAUAACAUGGGGAUUAUUUUUAUCUAGUUUAUUCUCUGUUGGACCGUUAGAUUUAAUUCUUGGAUCUGACUGCUUCUACGAGCCAACAGUGUUUGAAGAUAUUGUUGUCACAAUAGCAUUCUUGUUAGAAAGGAAUCCAAAUGCAAAAUUUCUUUGUACGUAUCAAGAACGAAGCGCAGAUUGGUCCAUAGAACAUCUGUUAAAUAAAUGGAAUCUUACUUGUACUCAUAUAUCAUUAGCCGGACUUGGUACAGAUUCUGAUGUAAAUGUAUACGAUUUAAUGCAAGAUCACACUAUUCAUUUGUUAAGUAUACAACGUGCCACUUGAGAAGUUUGUCAUGGCUUCUCGAGCCAUCAUUGUAGUACGUGAUAUUCCUUGGACUAUUUCUGCCUCUGAAUUUGAACAGUACUUUUUAACAUUUGGUAAAAUAAGGCGAAUAAAACUUUUAUUUAACAGUCGUGGCAUUAGCGUAGGAAAAGGCAUUGUGCAAUUUUAUAACGAAGCUGCAGAACAACGUGUACUUAAGACAUCUCACUAUUUGAUGGAAACUGAAAUAAAACUACAAUUGCUGUAUGAUAUAAAGGAAGACAAAGCUAUCCGC
Nomia melanderi (Alkali bee) is the source of this 1229-nucleotide messenger RNA. Its product is annotated as histone-arginine methyltransferase METTL23. Gene Ontology annotation, cellular component: nucleus; cytoplasm. Lineage: Eukaryota; Metazoa; Arthropoda; Insecta; Hymenoptera; Halictidae. The record is from RefSeq and is a predicted model, not a curated record.